GAAAAUAAGUUUGGGUUCGACCGUGUGAGCACUGAGCGACAUGGGCACGAGUUGCAUAUCAUAAGCUUCUUGCCUCCUCUUAUCGGAAAGGCAAACUCCUUUUAAAAGUAGUUAGUUGAAACUUGCAACACAUCACGAUUCCCGCUAUUCUUUUCUCUUUCUUUCUUUUUUCUUUCUUUUCUUUUUCUCACUGUCAUUUUCCAUUUCACUCAUACAACAUUCACUCAUGUCACCAAUUCACUAAUUCCAAGUUCUUUCCCAAAAUGCAAACACUUUCAUUUCCUCUCUUCACUCCCUCACUCUCAUUUCCGAUCACUCCACACUCUCCAUUCCCUUCUCUCACACACUUAUCCUCGCUUACCGAGCCCUACGCCACCGCUCGUCGGAGCAUCCCGUUGCAAGCUUCCGCCAGCGACUCCGCUUUCGCCUCCUCCUCCACCAUUGCCGUCGACAACUCCGACGCUGAUGACUCCACCGCCUUUGUGAUCCGCGCCCGCAGCCGAAUCGGCCUCCUCCAGGUCAUCACCAGGGUUUUCAAGGUCCUGGGCCUCACCGUCGACCGCGCUACCGUCGAAUUCGAGGGCGACUUCUUCGUGAAGAAGUUUUUCGUCACCGAUUCUCAUGGCAACAAAAUUGAGGACUCCGACAGCCUGGAGAGGAUUAAGCGAGCGUUGGCCGAGGCGAUCGGCGGGGACGGCGACGGAAUGGUCUCGGUGACGAGACCGGCAAUGGCGAACUCGGGGGUUGUGGUAAGGAGGUCUGGGCUGGUGGAUGGCGUUGGCGAGCGUCGCGCGAAAGCGGAGAGAAUGUUUACCUUAAUGGAUGGGUUUCUGAAGAAAGACCCUCUCAGUCUCCAAAAGGAUAUUCUGAAUCAUGUGGAGUACACUGUGGCCAGGUCACGGUUUAAUUUUGACGAUUUCGAAGCGUAUCAGGUACGCUGCCUUUCAAUUCCAUUGCUUUUGGUUUAUGGCUGUGCUUCUUUAUGAUUUGCUCUGGUAUGGUACAUUUUCGUGUGUGUGUGGAUCAAGC
Vigna umbellata (rice bean) is the source of this 1029-nucleotide messenger RNA. Lineage: Eukaryota; Viridiplantae; Streptophyta; Magnoliopsida; Fabales; Fabaceae. The record is from RefSeq and is a predicted model, not a curated record.